AUGUUGCGGUUUACAAGGGGUUUUCUAUUGUGUCGGUUGACUUUGCGUGUUCAUACUGCGGUGCCGUUAAGUGUUUCCAGCAUCACUCGUUUACCUGGGGGUUUAGGCGAAGUGUUCAGGAAUUUAAAUGAGUCGAAAAAGGAUGCUUUUCAUCCAGGUAGAGUGAAACAAGUUCACUUAUACGACAAUAUGGAUAGAGAUAGUUGGGUUUUGGUUUACCGUGAUGUUAACUCAAGCAAACAUUUUUAUUUUGCUGCUUUAUUAUUACCACCAAUAAUCUGCGGGUUUUUGGUACUUGCUGUAGAUAUAUUAUGGAAUGAUGUACACUUUGGUUUUACGCAGAAGUUAUUGAAUGACGCUGAUGAGCUAGGUGCCCUCGCUGUAAUCCCAUUAUUUUUAACCGUUGUUGUUUUUGUGACAUUGUGGCGCAUUCAGUCAUCUCGGCUGUUGCGUAUCUACCAAAAAGUUUCCGAUCCAAAGAAAUUCGUUGCUGUUAGUUCUCGGAUGGUCAUUCUACAAAAAAAGACACCGUUUGUUAAAGGAGAAGCUCAACUCAGAAACUUCGAUAGUCAGACCUAUGACAGUAUGGGAAAGUUCUUCCGUAACAUAUUUAAAGGAACCGUUGCAAUCAAAGGGAGCGGUUUUCUUCACGACGAUGAGUGUUUCAUCUCUAACAAUGCUCGGUCUUUUAUGCUAAAUGAAUUUGAUAAAUUAACUCAUGGCAAUGGAGUAAAACGGCGGAACAAUUAUAAGAACUAG
This is a messenger RNA of Enterobius vermicularis (human pinworm), 759 nucleotides long. The record is from the annotation of a GenBank genome assembly. NCBI's taxonomy places the organism in Eukaryota, Metazoa, Nematoda, Chromadorea, Rhabditida, Oxyuridae.